AGAUACUUCCGGGUCAUUUCACUCAUAGUAAGAUCUUAUAAUACAUCCAUGGUCGGAACUGUCAGAAUAACAGCGCGGAACACGGACCUCCACUCGCCGGUUUCCGGUCACACAGAAAGCCAAUGAGAACAGUAGCAGUCCUUGGAGGGGGGAUCGGGGGUUUGGCAGCUUCUUACUACCUCUGCAAGAGCCCCCAGGUUACCAAGGUCAUUAUAUUGGAGUCCAGCAGUCGUUUUGGGGGUUGGCUGUGGUCCACCAGGAGGUCAGAUGGUGCAGUGUUUGAACAUGGACCCAGAGGGAUUCGACCUGCUGGGGCAGUGGGGCGCAACACACUAAAUAUGGUGGAUGACCUGGGUCUUGCAGGGGAGAUUCUGCCAGUCACCUACAGUCAUGUUGCCUCCAAGAGCCGAUAUUUGUAUGUUAACAAACAGCUUCACAGGAUGCCUUCAGGAAUAAGUGGACUUUUGCGGACAGUCCCACCUUUCUCGCGUCCCCUCCUGUUGAGUGUUGCCAUGGAACUGCUGGUGAAGAAAGGCAAGGAGGAAGAUGAGUCCGUCCAUUCAUUUGUUUCUAGGAGGCUGGGAGAGGAGCUGGCAGACAUAGCUGUGGACAGUUUGUGUCGUGGUGUAUUUGCAGGGGACUGCAGGAAGUUGAGUGUGCGCUCUUGUUUUCCUGUCCUCUACAACGCAGAGCAGCACAGAGGUUCCCUGACACUGGGCAUGCUGCUGGGUGCAGGUCCCACUCCUGUGGUCCCUCCUGGCCCUCUGAGUCAGAGAUCUAUUAAAGAGUCGUGGGCUCAGUGGUCCCUGAGCAGGGGAAUGGAGUCUCUCCCAGAAUCUAUCAUAGAGUUCCUGCAACAGAGUGGGAGAGUGCAGCUUCACAGAGAGGCAGCUGUUAAACAAAUCAGUCCUUCAGCCUCUGGGUGGACGAUCCAUUUGGAGGAUGGAGUCCUAUCAGCUGACCACAUCAUCUCUGCACUACCUGCUAAAGCCCUCUCCUCAGCCCUGCCCUCCUCCUGUCAGCCUCUCAUCCAGCAGCUGCAGGACAUCUCCACAGUAACAGUUGCUGUGGUAAAUCUGGAGUAUGAAGGUUCCAUCCUGCCUGUAAUGGGUUUUGGUCACCUGGUUCCAUCAUCUGAGGAUCGGGGUUUACUAGGUGUGGUCUAUGACUCUGUUUCCUUUCCUCAGCACGACAGACCUAAUGGACAGACUACUAGAGUGACGGUGAUGAUGGGUGGGGCCUGGUUCCAGGAAGUGUUUGGUGUCCCAGAAGCCGUCUCAGAGGAGCGUCUUUUAGCAAGAGCCACUGAGGCAGUGCACUGCCACCUAGGAGUCACCACAGUACCCAGCUGGACUCGGGUUUCUCUACAGAGGGACUGUAUACCUCAAUAUUAUCAAGGACACUUUCGAAGAGUAGAGUCCAUGCGUAGCUUCAUAAAGAAAAAUCAUCUCUUGCUGUCUCUGAUUGGCUCCUCGUAUGAUGGCGUGUCAGUGAACGAUGUCAUCUUUAGUGGGCGGACAGCUGUGGAGGAGUUGUUGGGAGCUGGAGUCAACACUGGAACAUGACCACACCAAGUGAAUGUUGUUGCUCUGCAGUUGUAUGAAUGUAUAUUUUUGAGGAAGAAAUUCAGUGUCCUACAGCUAAAAUAUUUUGUUUGUUGGCCUCAUCAGGGCAUCCAAUUGUGUGUGACAUUGGGAAUCAAUUCACAUUAAUUAAUUUAGAUAAGUAUAAAUAAGAUUUAUUUAGUUUAGAAUUUGAAUUUUAUUUUAAAAUGUAUUUGCAGAAAGCAGUCAUUAUCACUCAUGGAACAACAGUGUGACAAACCACAGCUUACAGACAUGAACACAAGAGGGCUGAGCAUAUGCAUUUUAUAAACCCACUUGUGGCAUCCGAUGAGACUCCAUUGUAUGAUGGCUUGUGUUAGCGUGCGGUGGCAGAAUGUGUCAUGGCCAAGCUAAGCUGCUCUAGAUUGUGCAGACACCAGUUUCUCUGCUUCACCAAAAUUUGAGGCCUCAUGUUCCCCAGAGUUAUAUUAUUUCAAAGUAGCCUUCAUUCAUACAUUAUUACUGGAAAACAGAUUUCUAGUGCGUCUGACGUGACUCUCGCUUCAAAUAAAGCCCUCUUAUACCUACAA
Thunnus maccoyii (southern bluefin tuna) is the source of this 2134-nucleotide messenger RNA. It is a transcript of the gene ppox, whose product is annotated as protoporphyrinogen oxidase. Lineage: Eukaryota; Metazoa; Chordata; Actinopteri; Scombriformes; Scombridae. Gene Ontology annotation, biological process: heme biosynthetic process. Gene Ontology annotation, cellular component: mitochondrial inner membrane. The transcript is spliced from 13 exons. The record is from RefSeq and is a predicted model, not a curated record. Gene Ontology annotation, molecular function: protoporphyrinogen oxidase activity, oxygen as acceptor. Bases 123 to 1565 code for a protein of 480 amino acids.